AAGAUGAUCUCAUCGUCAGACCGCAUGGGUCUUUCUAUAUAUACCAAACCCAUGGUAAUCAAUUAAAAAACAAUACAUUAAUAUCUUAGGGACACACCUAAGACCACGGUGCUGUGUUUUCGGCCUGAUCUUUUUGGCCAAAUUUGCGCAGUGUUCCAAAACGAAACUUAAACAUGUGAAACUGAUGUCGAUGCUUGAUGGCGCGCUGCUGCUGUUGAUGGCGAUGUUGAUGCUGAUUACGAUGCUAAGUGGCUAAAACAGAAAAAGAGAAAAAAAUUGAUCAAUGCGUACGAAGUAAGCCAUAAAAUACUCUAUAGGUUGUAAUAAUUUUAAGAGGAGUGUGUGCACUUGAUGGGGAUCUUACCAAAGAAAACAUAAGGAAUGUGAUGCGUAUCUCUGGGAGCUAUUUUACAAACAUUAUAUACCAGGAGCAAACAAAAUCGCAUUAGCCAAGUACCCCAUCGAGCGUGUAUGGAAAUAUAAGCGGAAUUAAUGAGCUAAGAGACGGGACAAGAGCGAACAAAAAUUCGGUAAACAAGUUCGCUGCAGGCCGGAGUCGCCGCUCCACGAUGAUGAUGUGUUGUAAUCUUAAAACUACCAGCGCUGUGCAGCCGCGAAAUCAGUCUCAACUCGGACUACACAAUGACAAGUGUUGGACGCGCAACGUGGAUCUGUCUCUGCCUGGUGGUGCUGCUUGGUGGCCGCCCCAUCAAGGCUCGAAACUCACAAAGCCUGCACGUGCGUCUCUCGCAUGGAGGCUGGCUGAUCGGUCGCCACCUGACCACCCACAACGGGCGUCCCAUGCGGGCCUUUAUGGGCGUGCCAUAUGCGGAGCCACCGCUGGGCGGGCUUCGCUUCCGUCCCCCGGUGCCGGCGUCCACUUGGCAGGGCGAGCGUCUUGCCGUGAAGGAUGCACCGAUCUGCCUGCAGCGAGAUCCUUUCCGUCGCGACACCAUCAUCGAGGGCAGCGAGGACUGUCUGUAUCUAAAUGUCUAUACGCCGGGCACGAAACCGCGCUUCAAUGGCUCGCUGCCGGUGAUGGUGUGGUUCCACGGUGGCGGCUGGCAAUGUGGCUCCGGCAUCAGUAGCUUCUAUGGCCCGGACUUCCUGUUGGACCACGACGUUGUCCUCGUUUCGGCAAACUUUCGCCUGGGGCCGCUUGGUUUCCUCAGCACUGAGACCCUGGAUUGUCCCGGCAAUAAUGGACUCAAGGAUCAGGUGGAAGUGCUGCGCUGGGUGCGUGCAAACAUCGAAUCCUUUGGCGGCGAUCCCGGCAGUGUCACCGUCUUUGGGGAAAGUGCCGGCGGUGCGAGUGUCACCUAUCACAUGCUGUCGCCCAAGUCACGCGGUCUCCUGCAUCGCGGCAUUGCACAGUCGGGCACCUACUUCAAUCCCUGGGCUCAGCCCGCCCACAAAGGUGUGGCAGCGGGAAGGGCCGAGAAGCUGGCCAAACUGGUUGGUUGCGGUGGUGGCUCCUCGUGGGAGGAGAAGUUGAAAUGCUUGCGGCAAAAGCCAGCCGAUGACAUUGUGGCCUCCUUGUACGACAUGUUUAUCUGGGACUUUGACCCGAUGAUACCUUUCCCGCCAGUCAUUGAGCCGGAGCAUGAAGGCGCUUUCCUGACGGUGCCACCGCGUCAGGCCCCGCAGCCGCAUGGCCUGGAGCUGCCCCUGAUGAUAGGCGCCACAGCGGAGGAGGGACUCCUCAAGACGGCCGCCUUGCUCAAUCUCCCCCAGCUGAUGGCUGAGUUUAAGUCGCAGUUUGAUCAGGUGCUGCCUGUAGUCCUGAAUUACGAUCACCACGAAAAAGGGGUGCAACGGCAGAUAACGCAACGCAUCGAGAGCUUCUACUUUAAACAGGGUCACGACUAUAGCAAGGCUAAUCACCAGAAUUUGACCGAUCUUAUCUCGGAUGGCUGGUUUGUGGCCGGCAUCGACGAGUAUAUGAAGCUUCGCCUGAACCAGAAGGAGGACACCGUCGUGGCUCCCACAUAUGUUUACCUUUUCGAUCACAAGGGCGCCGCCAGCUUCUCGGAGAUUUUCAAGGGGGAGCGGAACGAAUUCUAUGGCGCCUGCCAUGCCGAAGAGCUGCAAUAUCUGUUUCCCAUCGGCCGAGAACUGUUUGUUAGUGCAGUGCCAACGCGGCAGGACCUGCAACUGCGCCAACUGAUGCUCCAACUCUGGGUCAGCUUCGCACGCACCGGCAAUCCAAAUCCAACAAAUACAAGCUUCAUUUUGCCCACCUGGCGUCCGGCGUACAGUUAUCCGGUGGAGUACGCUCGCCUUGGCACCAAAAUCGACGCGGACGACGAAGACGAGGCGACGCCACUUUUCCGCAUAGAAAGUGAAUUAAUGCAGCAGCGCGUUGAUUUUUGGAGCGAACUGCAAGCACAUCUGCCUGCCGCCAGUCACGCACACAUCGAGCUCUAGCCCAAUGAAUCUAUUUUAAUGUAUUUCUUGUAUAGUUUUCCUUUAAUACAUUGAUGC
Molecule: messenger RNA, 2484 nt
Organism: Drosophila serrata
Lineage: Eukaryota; Metazoa; Arthropoda; Insecta; Diptera; Drosophilidae
Product: juvenile hormone esterase
Source: RefSeq, a predicted model, not a curated record